CCCAGAGCUCUGGAAUUUCUCCAUCAUGUCUUGGAAUCACCUCCUGCUUCUGCUCUUUUCUCUGUGCACAGGUGCCAUGGCCUCCUAUGUCCUGACACAACCACCUUCAGUGUCGGUGGCCCUGGGAGAGACAGCCACCAUCACCUGCUCUGGAGAGGCACUGCCAAAAAGAUAUGCAUAUUGGUUCCAGCAACAGCAGCCAGGACAGACUCCUGUGCGAAUAAUAUACAAAGAUAAGGAGCGGCCCUCAGGGAUCUCUGAGAGAUUCUCUGGCUCCAGCUCAGGGACAACAGCCACCCUGACCAUCAGCAGCGCCCAGGCCGAGGAUGAGGCUGAUUAUUAUUGUCUGUCAUGGAAUAUUAAUGGUACUGAAACGGUGUUCGGUGGAGGCACCAAGCUGACCGUCCUAGGUCAGCCCAAGUCUGCACCCGCAGUCACCCUGUUCCCGCCCUCCCCUGAGGAGCUCCAGAACAACAAGGCCACGCUGGUGUGUCUGAUGAAUAACUUCUACCCGGGCGCUGUGACCGUCAACUGGAAGGCUGAUGGCACCACUGUCACCCAAGGCGUGGAGACCACACAGCCCUCCAAGCAGAGUGACAACAAAUACAUGGCCAGCAGCUACCUGAGCAUGACGCCUGCACAGUGGAGAUCUCACCAGAGAGUCAGCUGCGAGGUCACACACGAUGGCAGCACUGUGGAGAAGAGUUUGGCCCCUGCAGAGUGUGCCUAGGACCCUGCCCGGCACCCUAUCCUCAGGGACCUGAAGUGCAAGGACUCGGAGGAAGAGCCUCCUGUCCCACCCCACCUGCUCCUGACUUUCUCUGUGAUCACCUCAUUGCUCAAUAAAGCAC
Octodon degus (degu) is the source of this 851-nucleotide messenger RNA. RefSeq names its product immunoglobulin lambda-1 light chain-like. Gene Ontology annotation, cellular component: MHC class II protein complex. Gene Ontology annotation, biological process: positive regulation of T cell activation; peptide antigen assembly with MHC class II protein complex; antigen processing and presentation of exogenous peptide antigen via MHC class II. The record is from RefSeq and is a predicted model, not a curated record. Bases 26 to 730 code for a protein of 234 amino acids. Gene Ontology annotation, molecular function: MHC class II protein complex binding. Lineage: Eukaryota; Metazoa; Chordata; Mammalia; Rodentia; Octodontidae. The transcript has 4 exons.